Messenger RNA from Lutzomyia longipalpis, 3308 nucleotides. Its product is annotated as protein argonaute-2-like. The coding region runs from base 144 to 2888 and encodes 914 amino acids. Lineage: Eukaryota; Metazoa; Arthropoda; Insecta; Diptera; Psychodidae. Gene Ontology annotation, molecular function: protein binding; RNA binding. The transcript is spliced from 9 exons. The record is from RefSeq and is a predicted model, not a curated record.
UGCUUCCAAAAACUUCAGAGUGGUCGUGAAACUGUCAACUGAGUUGAGAAUUUCGCCAUUAUAAACAAAUUAAAAAAGAAUUUGAUUUUUACGACGUAAGCAGACGUGUUUUAAGAAGUAUAUAAAUCCUAUGACAGUACAAUAUGGAUCCUGGAAGACAAAGCUGGAAUGCGUGGCAGCUUCCGGAACUUAGGCCAACAGUAACAUCAUCUUUAGGGGGAAAUCUUGAAGAAGAAGCACCUAAAACCACCACAACUUCUAUCACCAGCCAGGCUGAACAACAGAAUACAAACAUUAGACAGGUGGCUAAUGAACCCAUUUCCGAGAGACCAUCCCCGCCUGCUUUACCGCAUUUUACAUGCCCUCGACGACCGAAUCAUGGCAAUGAGGGACGAACUAUUAAUUUGCGAGCGAAUCACUUUAAGAUCACAAUGCCUCGAGGCUAUAUCCAUCACUAUGACAUUAACAUUCAACCUGAUAAAUGCCCCCGCAGGGUGAAUUCGGAGAUAAUAGAGACAAUGGUGCAUGCAUAUAGCAAAAUCUUUGGCGUGCUGAAGCCCGUCUUCGAUGGUCGCAACAAUCUCUACACGCGUGACCCUCUUCCAAUUGGCAAUGACCGCGUGGAGUUAGAGGUAACAUUGCCAGGUGAGGGUAAGGAUCGCGUAUUCCGCGUGACGAUCAAAUGGGUGGCUCAGGUGUCGCUGUUUAAUCUCGAGGAAGCCCUAGAGGGGCGUACGCGUCAAAUCCCGUACGAUGCCAUCUUGGCGCUAGACGUGGUGAUGCGUCAUCUUCCCAGCAUGACAUACACGCCUGUGGGCAGAAGCUUCUUCAGCUCCCCGGAUGGGUAUUACCAUCCUCUCGGAGGUGGUCGUGAAGUAUGGUUCGGCUUUCACCAGAGUGUGCGCCCGUCGCAAUGGAAAAUGAUGCUCAAUAUUGAUGUGUCGGCAACGGCUUUCUACAAGGCUCAGCCCGUCAUUGAAUUCAUGUGCGAGGUCCUCGACAUCAGGGAUAUCAAUGAGCAGCGAAAGCCGCUCACGGACUCGCAAAGGGUGAAAUUCACGAAGGAGAUCAAAGGACUAAAGAUUGAGAUCACGCACUGCGGAACGAUGCGACGCAAGUAUCGCGUGUGCAACGUGACACGUAGACCUGCGCAGAUGCAAUCAUUCCCGCUGCAGCUGGAGAACGGGCAGACGGUGGAGUGCACCGUGGCCAAGUACUUCCUCGACAAAUAUAAAAUGAAGUUGCGUUACCCCCAUUUGCCGUGUUUGCAAGUUGGGCAAGAGCACAAGCACACGUAUUUGCCGCUAGAGGUGUGUAACAUCGUUGCCGGGCAGAGAUGCAUCAAAAAAUUAACCGAUAUGCAAACUUCCACCAUGAUUAAAGUUACAGCACGAUCAGCCCCUGAUAGGGAGGCUGAAAUUAAUAAUUUAAUUCGUCGUGCGGACUUUAAUAAUGAUCCCUAUGUACGAGAAUUCGGACUAACCAUUUCUGACAGCAUGAUAGAAGUUCGAGGACGGAUUUUACCCUCUCCACAGCUUCAAUACGGUGGUGGACGUUCUUCUGGAGGAAGAAGUAAAGCCAAUAUGACAUUACCAAAUCAGGGUGUUUGGGAUAUGCGUGGAAAACAAUUCUUUUUAGGCAUUGAGAUCAUCGUCUGGGCAAUUACAUGCUUUGCUCCACAGAGAACAGUCCACGAGGAGAGUUUAAGGAACUUUACAAAACAACUCCAAAAGAUUUCACAUGAUGCUGGAAUGCCAAUUGUCGGACAGCCGUGUUUUUGCAAAUACGCCACGGGUCCAGAUCAGGUGGAACCGAUGUUUAGGUAUCUGAAGAAUACCUUUAAUGCACUUCAGCUUGUUGUAGUAAUCCUCCCGGGUAAGACACCGGUCUACGCAGAAGUUAAACGUGUUGGGGAUACAUUGCUUGGUUUAGCUACACAAUGCGUUCAGGCAUCCAAUGUAAAUAGAACAACGCCACAGACAUUGUCGAAUCUGUGCUUGAAAAUUAAUGUGAAACUUGGAGGAAUUAAUUCCAUCCUUGUACCAUCUGUGCGACCUAAGGUAUUCAAUGAACCCAUAAUUUUCUUGGGUGCCGACGUGACACAUCCACCUGCUGGUGAUAAUAAGAAACCAUCAAUUGCCGCCGUGGUUGGUUCAAUGGAUGGGCAUCCAUCGAGAUAUUCAGCCACUGUGAGAGUGCAGGAACAUCGUCAGGAGAUUAUCCAAGAUCUAAGUAACAUGGUCAGGGAACUUCUAAUAAUGUUCUACAAGUCAACCCAAGGCUACAAACCCCAUCGCAUCAUUAUGUAUCGCGAUGGUGUAUCUGAGGGACAAUUCCUCCAGGUACUGCAGCAUGAACUGACAGCUAUCCGUGAAGCGUGCAUAAAAUUAGAUCCUGAAUACAGACCUGGCAUAACAUUCAUUGUUGUGCAGAAACGCCAUCAUACAAGACUUUUUUCUGUUGAUCAGAAGGAACAAAAAGGCAGAUCUGGUAAUAUCCCAGCAGGAACCACCGUCGAUGUGGGUAUUACACAUCCGACAGAGUUUGACUUUUACCUAUGCAGCCAUCAAGGCAUUCAGGGAACAAGUCGUCCAUCUCACUAUCACGUUCUGUGGGAUGAUAAUCACUUUGAUUCGGAUGAACUGCAAUGUCUCACCUAUCAGCUCUGUCACACUUACGUGAGAUGCACGAGAUCUGUGUCAAUCCCAGCACCGUCAUACUAUGCUCAUUUGGUUGCAUUCCGGGCCAGGUAUCAUUUAGUGGAGAAAGAGCAUGACUCAGGUGAAGGAUCUCAUCAAAGUGGAUCGUCUGAGGAUAGAACGCCAGGUGCUUUAGCACGUGCUGUUACUGUGCAUGCUGAUACAAAUAAAGUCAUGUACUUUGCUUAAGUACCUAUAGGUAUGUACCUACUUACCUACAAAAAUUAUAAAAUUAACAAUGCAAGAAAAAAUCCCCCCACAAAAUAAAAAAAGUUUUAAUGGAAUCUCUUAAAAAGAGAAUUAAGGGGUUAAGGUUAGGUAUUGAAUGUGCCUUUAAUUACAUUUAUUGUUUUAUUUUCUCAAAAGCUUUCAAUUAUGUGUCAUUUUAUCUAUUAUCUAAGCCAAAAAUUCAGUUUCGAAACUAAUGAUAUAUUACGGCGAUCAAGUCAUAUCAAAUAUAAUAUAUUUUAAAAUUCUGUAUGUUUCGUAGUCAGAGUCCUUUUAAAUUAGUUAUUAGGUAUUUAAGAGAUGGUAAAAUACUUAUUAAAUAAAUUUUAUGUCUAAAAAAUUCAGUAAAAAAAAUAAAAAUUAAAACAGUUUGACUGCUCA